Megalobrama amblycephala (Wuchang bream) is the source of this 4556-nucleotide messenger RNA. RefSeq names its product protein NLRC3-like. NCBI's taxonomy places the organism in Eukaryota, Metazoa, Chordata, Actinopteri, Cypriniformes, Xenocyprididae. Gene Ontology annotation, molecular function: protein binding. The transcript has 9 exons. Bases 261 to 3338 code for a protein of 1025 amino acids. The record is from RefSeq and is a predicted model, not a curated record.
AUAAGAAAAUAAGACACACCUAAACCAGGUACAAACGAAAGUAAAAGGGGAGGAAGAAGAGACGCCAUUUCAAGGCUUUAAACCUGUUAACUACUGUAUGGCUGUUUAAACAGACGCACAUUUUGUGCGUUUUGUGCAGCUGAGGGCUCGAGGCAGUGCUCGCAUCGCAGUCUCAGAGCAGACUAUGCCAGAAGUCUGCAGUGGGUCUGAGAUCAGUCUCUCCACACUCUUUUGGCAAAUAAGAGUAGGAGAACACUAAAAUGAGUCUCCAUAAUAAGAGAGAAAAUGAGGACUCUGCCUCUAAAAUGAGUUCUCCAUCUCCUGGAUCAAGCUGUGUGUCUACGAAGAGUGAUCAAUCCAUGACGACAGAUCCCAGCAGGAGGAAAAGACAGAGAUCAGAGUCUCCAGAUCCCAGCUGUGUGUCUGUGAAGAGUAAUAGAUCAAGGGAUCGUCCCCCUGAAUUCAGUGAUGGACCAGUGACCUCUGAGCCAUUUUUCAGCAAGGGAGAAAUAUAUGAGCCACUCAGAUCUGUGCCAUCCUCUGUAUUAUACUAUCAAACUCACAUCAGGCAGGACAAAACUGAAGCAGUCCUGGAGAAACACACACUGGAGACUGGAGACCUGCAAAGAGUCAAAGACCAGCACAAAACCAACAUGAAGAACAAAUACGAUAGAUUUUUUGAGGGAAACAAACUCCAAGAGAAUGAAAUCCUCUUGAACAGGAUCUACACCCAGCUCUACAUCAUAGAGGGAGAGAGAGAAGGAGUGAAUGAAGAACAUGAGGUUUUACAGAUUGAGAAAACAGCCAGAACACAACACUCACAAGACACUCUGAUUGACUGUAAUGACAUCUUUAAAUCAUCACCUGAACCAGGAUGUGUGGAAAAAGACCAAAUCAAAACUGUUCUUACCAAAGGCAUCGCUGGAAUCGGAAAAACUGUCUCUGUGCAGAAGUUCAUUCUGGACUGGUCCGAGGGAAAAGCCAAUCAGGAUGUAGAUUUCAUGUUUUUGCUUCCAUUUCGAGAACUGAACUUGAUUCGAGAUCAUCAGUACAGUCUUCACAGUCUUCUGCUGGACUUUCAUCCUGAACUUCAAGAUCUAGACUCAAAGAUUUAUGAGAACUGUAAAGUUGUGUUAAUCUUUGAUGGUCUGGAUGAAAGCAAAAUGACACUGAUGUUUUCAGAUGCACAGAAAGUUUCUGAUGUGACUGAGACUUCAUCAGUGUUUCUGUUGAUGUCAAACCUCUUGAAAGGAGAGCUGCUUCCCUCUGCUCUCAUCUGGAUCACCUCCAGACCAGCAGCAGCCAAUCAGAUCCCCUCCAAAUACAUCAACCGUCUGACAGAAAUUCAGGGGUUCAAUGAGCCUCAGAAGGAGGAAUAUUUCAGGAAGAAAAUCAGUGACGAACAUCAAGCCAGCAGAAUCAUUUCACACAUCAGAAGAGCAAGAAGCCUCCACAUCAUGUGCCACAUACCCGUCUUCUGCUGGAUCUCAUCUACUGUGCUUCAAAAGCUCCUGAAAGAAGAUCUGAGUGCAGAAAUCCCUCAAACUCUGACUGAAAUGUACAUCCACUUCCUGCUGAUUCAGAUCAACAUGAGGAAUCAGAAGCAUGAAGAGAGAGAUCCAGAGAUACUCCUGCAGUCCAACAGAGAAGUGAUUGUAAAACUUUCAGAAGUGGCUUUCAAACAGCUGAUGAAGGGCAAUGUGAUGUUCUAUGAGGAGGACCUGAGAGAGAGCAGCAUAGACGUCACUGACGCCUCAGUGUAUUCUGGGAUUUGCACUGAGAUCUUUAAGGAGGAAUCUGUGAUUCAUCAGAGGAAAAUCUACAGCUUUAUUCAUCUGAGCGUUCAGGAGUUUCUCGCUGCUUUCUAUGUAUUUUACUUCCAUGUAACUUCAAUUAUGCAGGGACUGAGUAAUUUUGCUUCAAUACAAAUUUUGCUUAAAGGUGCAGUAGAUCAAGCCCUCAAGAGUAAAAAUGGUCACCUGGAUCUGUUCCUGCGGUUCCUGCUGGGAGUCUCACUGGAGUCCAAUCAGACACUCUUACAGGAUCUACUGACACACACAGAGAACAGCUCCGAGAGCAUCAGAGAAACCACACAGUACAUUAAAGAAAAGAUCAAAGAUGGAUGUGGACUCUCCACUGAAAGAUCCAUCAAUCUGUACCUCUGUCUGCUGGAAGUCAAAGAUCAGACUCUGUCCAGAGAGAUUCAGGAGUUUGUGAAAUCAGACAAACACUCAGAAAAGAAACUCUCUCCUGCUCACUGCUCGACAAUUGCCUACAUGCUUCAGAUGUCAGUGGAGGUGCUGGAUGAGCUGGACCUCAAGAAAUUCAACACAUCAGAUAAGGGAAGAAGAAGACUAAUACCAGCUGUGAUCAACUGCACAAAAGCCCUUUUUGCUGGCUGUAAUCUCUCAGAUCAGCAUUGUGAAAUUGUUGCAUCAGCUCUUCAAACCCCAAAUGGUUUCCUGAGAGAGCUGGACCUAAGUAACAAUGACCUGCAGGAUUCAGGAGUGAAACUGGUCUCUGAUGGAUUGAAGAGUCUAAACUGUCAGCUGCAGGUACUGAGGUUGUCAGGCUGUAUGGUGACAGAGAAAGGCUGUCGUUAUGUGUCUUCAGCUCUGAGUUCAAACCCCUCACACCUGAGAGAGCUGGAUCUGAGCUACAAUCAUCCAGGACAAUCAGGAGUCAAGCUGCUCACUGACAGACUGAAUGAUCCAAAGUGCUCACUGCAGAUACUCAAUGUGGAUAAUGGAGAACAUUUAAGAAUCACACCAGGACUGAGAAAAUAUGCCUGUAAUCUCACACUGGAUCCAAACACCAUAAACACUCAACUCAUUUUGACUGAUGAGAAGAGGAAGAUUAUACAUGCAACAGAGCCGCAGUCAUAUCUUGAUCAUCCAGAGAGAUUUGAUAGCUGUGAGCAGGUUUUGUGUGAAGAGAGUCUGACUGGACGCUGUUACUGGGAGGCUGAAUGGAGCGGGAAGGGUGCUGAAAUAGUAGUGUCAUAUAAAGGCAUCAGGAGGAAAGGAGUGAGUGAUUGCUGGUUUGGAUACAAUGACAAAUCCUGGAGUCUGUACUGUUGUGCUAAUGAAUUCACUAUCUGGCACAAUAAUGUGAGCUAUAAUAUAGCCUUCCCUUUAUCCUCUAAUAGAGUAGGAGUGUAUCUUGACUGGUUGUCUGGCAUUCUGUCCUUCUACAGUGUCUCUGACACACACACACUCACACACUUACACACAUUCAACACCACAUUCACUGAACCCCUCUAUGCUGGAUUUGCAGUUUAUCCUGAAUCUUCAGCUUCUCUGUGUCUGUUUAAACAACAUAAUGUGAAAAACAACUAGGAUUUCAGAAACAAGCUGUCACUUUUCCAAGUAGUCACAUUUUUUCCAGUCUCAUUUUUAAAUUAAACAGUCAACGCAGUGGUUUUCAAUCCUGGUCCUGGAGACCCACCGCUCUGCACAUUUUCUGUGGAGAUAUGCUGUAUUCACGCCACCUCGUAUUUACCGGAAUCUUGAGAUGAGAACAUGUGACAUUAUAUUCGGAGCUGUUCACGUCCUCGGACUAGGAAUUAUGCGUUUCUAUGGCACAACUAAUCAGAAGCCAGAAUCUCGUAGUUACAGGUAUUACGAUAUGGUGUGAACGCACCUAUAGUUUCAUUAACUGAACUGAGUGUGUCAGUUAAGAGAGAGACAUACAAAAUGUGCAGAGAGGUGGGUCUCCAGGACCAGGAUUGAAAACCACUUAAUUUAAAAUUAGAAAUGAAAGUUUUGUUUCUUUAGCUGAUAGGUCAUCUACAUGCUAGUGUACAUCUAAAUGUUGACUAAAAAUAUCUGAGAAAAUCAUAUUCUUAGAUUUGUUUUGUUGCUACAUUGACAGCUAAUGUUACUGUUUAUAUUUUAAUUUUCCCAUGUUUUGUAUUGGUUUUGUAAAAACAUUUGGUCAGGUAACCUAAAAAUGUGCUUUCUUGUGCUAACAUCUUUUAUUCAAGUGAAAAUAAAUGAUCAGUUACAGGUUUUAUUCCAGUGAAAAUAUUUUCCAGUUGAUGAAUAUGGCUGACUUCAUUGGGUAGCUGCUGUGAAAGUAACAGGUGAUGUUGUCUCUUUAAUUUAACAGCUGCACAAUUUAACACUGGGUUACUGGUUUUCUUCGCACAUGCAAUGUCUGUCACUUUACAUCUGUAAAGUUUAGAUUCAGGUCUGAGAGCUUCAGAUUAUUAGUUCAGUGAACAUGACUGCAUGGUAACAAACACAGGAUUUGAACAAUACAAUUAAUAGCUAAACAUUCAACAUGACUCUGUGUUGGGGGUAAAGCCCAGUUGACUGUACAGUUGUCUGUUAGUCCUGCAUCACAAAAUAUGCUACUCUUCAUGGAAGCAUAUCCUGGCAAUUAUUACCUAAAACCCAGAUUUUUUAAAACAUUUACCACAGUUUUAGCAUACCAACAGCUUUUUCAAUGCCUCAAAUGACUUGCACUGCAUUCUGGGUGCAUUGCUGCAUGAAUAAAUUAUGAGCUUAGUAAUUUCCUUUAUUCUCACUAUUUUAUUUUAUUUUAUUUUGCUG